Messenger RNA from Acyrthosiphon pisum (pea aphid), 2240 nucleotides. Its product is annotated as hypoxia-inducible factor 1-alpha inhibitor. Gene Ontology annotation, biological process: negative regulation of Notch signaling pathway. The record is from RefSeq and is a predicted model, not a curated record. Gene Ontology annotation, cellular component: nucleus; cytoplasm. The coding region runs from base 484 to 1467 and encodes 327 amino acids. The transcript has 6 exons. NCBI's taxonomy places the organism in Eukaryota, Metazoa, Arthropoda, Insecta, Hemiptera, Aphididae. Gene Ontology annotation, molecular function: [protein]-asparagine 3-dioxygenase activity; ankyrin repeat binding; peptidyl-histidine dioxygenase activity.
AAUUGUGCUCUCUAAUAAAAUAGUACGGAUCCCGUUAAUUUAUUAUUGUAUUGUGGGCUCGUAUUUCAUUAAUAGAAGACAUAAACAGUAACCAGCAACCACUAGCCAAAGUUAUCUGCUAUAAAAUAUUACGGAAUAGAAACUAAAAACUUGUCCACUCGGUGCGCUAGUAGUAGAGGGACCAGCUGUUUCAGAUAGACAGUUCACCGGUCAAAUUAUGGGAGUUCGAUACGCAACCUGUAUAUCUUAAAUCGUGCACGUAGUCCAAGUAAUAAAUAAUAAUAAUAACAAUGUUAAUAAUAAUAAUAUGUCAUUUUCAUAACAGACUUGUGGGUUUGUGAUUGUCUUUAAACAGUUUAAACGCCAAACGGUAAAGUUGAAUUUAAAAUCGUAUUUUUUUUUGUCUGUGCGUGAACGCGAUACCGUUGUCCGGUUUUGUUUUUUUCAAUUUAUUCACCCAACAGCUUCCUACGGUUUCAAAUUAUGGCUGGGUGGAACGAAAGUCAGUUACGGAAGUAUAACAUAAAAGUGGAUAAAAUACCUACCCUACAGUACGAUGAUCCAAAAGUAGACUCACUUCUCAGCAAUAAUAAACCAGUACUAAUCAAAGGAUCCAAAUUAGUUUCUCAAGUGCUAAAAUGGGAUUUGGAUUAUUUAGCAGAGCAUAUGAAUUCAAUAUGCUGUAAUGUAUUGGUAUCAAAAAAUCAUAAAUUCAAGUAUUAUGACCAAAAGAAAAUCACUCCUAAUAUGACGUUCAAACCAAUCAGUCGACCGAGCCCUAUGAUAUUUUCUGAAUUUGCUAAAAAAAUAAAAGAUUGGAAAAAAGGAGACUCCAGAUUAUACAUGCAACAAGUAUUGAAUAACUCAAUUAGCCAACGUAUUGUUAGUGAUUUUGUUAUGUUCAAUUGGGAUUGGAUUAUGUCAAAACAAAAAGUGUGUAAAUGGGGAUCUCUGACAUCUAAUCUUCUUUUAAUUGCACAAGAAGGUAAUGUUACUCCGUGUCAUUACGAUGAGCAACAAAAUAUGUUUGCUAGCAUUCGAGGGUAUAAAAGAUUCAUUUUAUUUCCACCUAGUGAAUUUGAGUGUUUAUAUCCACAUCCAGUUCAUCAUCCGUACGAUAGACAAAGUCAAGUAGACUUUGAUAAUCCAGAUUACAUAAAAUUUCCAAAAUUCAAAGAAGCUUGUGGAUAUGAAGUUAUAGUUGGACCUGAAGAUGUCUUAUAUAUACCAAUGUAUUGGUUUCAUCACGUUGAAUCAUUGAUGCAUGGUGGCUGUACAGUUUCAGUAAACUUUUGGUUCAAAGCGGGAUCCGUUGAAAAAAUUGAGUAUCCUUUGCUAGACCACCAGAAAAUGGUUAUCAUGAGAAAUGUGGAAAAAAUGUUAGCUGAAGCAUUGCAUGAUCCAAAUGAGGUUGGUAAUAUGCUGAACACAAUUGUUUUAGGUCGAUACACAUCUGAUACCAACUAAUAGUUCCCAUUAUAGUAUAAUAUAUAUUAAUUUAAAAAAAAAGAUCUGAUUGAAUAAUAUUUAUUCAAACAAUAAGGUUAUUCAAUGCUUUUAGUUAAUAUAGAACAAGAUAAAUAUUGCAAUAUUUUCUACUGGUGUUAUUAUUAGUUUUUUUUUAUUUUAAAUAGGAUUGGUAUAAUUUGUUAAGCUUUAACAGUCACCAAUAGAUAAAAAGUGGUAUCUACCACUUAGACAUAUUGUUUUUGUAUAAUAUAAACCUUAGAUCAUAUAAACUGGAUAUAUAGACUAUUGUUAUAAUACAAGGCAUACUAACUGCGAUACAGAUAAAACUUUAUAUGCAUGAGUACCGAAUACUAACACAUCAUUCAGAUUUUGUCUUAACAAUUCCCUCUUGUAAGUGCAAUUUCUUUAAAUGCAAAUGGGAAUUGUAAAUUGUGGUGCCACUUCUUUAUAUUUCACAUGUAUUUGCAAUGUUUUGCGCUAUAUUUAUAUUCAGUGUAUAACAAUAUGAUCAAUCUACUUCAAACACAUGUUAAACAUAAGACAUAUUUACUAGUCAUCCAUGCUCUACUAUGAUCGCAAUAAUAUUUUUUAUAAUUAUUAUUUUAUUGUAUUUAUAUUAUAGUAGGGUAUGGACAAUUCAAAUUCACAUUAUUUAAAUGUGAAUCAUACUAUAGAAACCAUAACAUUUAUAAUAUGAACCUUAAUUUUUGAUAGUAAUUAGAAUAAAUUUUGUACAUUGCUUGUACGAACAGUUUGGUUUUAAAAAUGAU